Colletotrichum phormii is the source of this 645-nucleotide messenger RNA. RefSeq lists its product as uncharacterized. Bases 1 to 645 code for a protein of 214 amino acids. Gene Ontology annotation, biological process: regulation of DNA-templated transcription. The transcript is spliced from 2 exons. The record is from RefSeq and is a predicted model, not a curated record. Lineage: Eukaryota; Fungi; Ascomycota; Sordariomycetes; Glomerellales; Glomerellaceae. Gene Ontology annotation, molecular function: zinc ion binding; DNA-binding transcription factor activity, RNA polymerase II-specific.
AUGGCUCGAAAGGGCAGUCGGAAGACCAGAACUGGCUGCAUAACGUGCAAGAUACGUAAAGUAAAGUGCGACGAGACCAAGCCCACAUGCAAUCGCUGCGCAGCUACCGGCCGUCAGUGUGAUGGCUACAGUCCAGCGCCUUCGCCAGCAAACAAAUCCGAGCUCCGCCGCUACCGACCACACCAUGUCUUUCCGGGGGCAGAGGGCGUCGGGGAGGGCAGGGCCUUGCAGUUUUUCUGCCAGGUAGCCGGCCCUUACAUGUCGGGCGCCGUGGAUCCCCAUUUUUGGCCUAAGCUGGUGAUGCAGUUCACCAGCUUCGAGCCUGCGGCACGUCACUUUGUCAUAGCCAUCAGUACCCUCUGUGAACGUCUACAGUUCCAGGAGGACAUGGCUGAAGAGAUCCUCUUAAAGGACGAAGUUUACGCCCUGCAACAUUACAACACAGCUAUCCACGACCUCAGGACUAUGACUUCUCCUGAGCGAAGUCCCGUCAUACUGCUUGUUUGUCUACUGUUCAUCGCCGUCGAACUCCUACAAGUCAACCGCGAUGAGACCAUAAAGCACUUAAAACACGGAUUUCAACUUCUGAAGAAUACAAUCAGAGACUAUGCCUGGACUAAAGAACACUUACUGCCCCUGUUUUGA